AUGAACCACAACGAAGAUCAAAUCAUUGUCCCUAUUCCUAUCCGUGUGAAUCAAUUAGGGAGUGGGCAAAACCUCUGGAGCCAGCUUUCGACUGAGUUGAUAGCUGCAAGAGAUGAAAAUAUGAGCCUUAGUCGUGAACUUUUUCAAGCAAAAUUCCAAAAUCUACAGCUUGAAAAAGUUUUACUGGGGUUUGCUGAACCAUUUAAACCAAUUCCAAGAAUUGAUAGCUCUCUGUCACUUGCAAGUACAACUUCAAAUGUAGAUAAUAGCAGCUAUUCUAUUGGGGCCUAUUCCCGAGAAGUUCGUGAACAAAAAAUACUUAAAUACAAGCAAAAAAUUAAAGAACGUCGACAGAAAAGCCAUUUAUCGAGAAAAUUUACUGGCCGAAGCAUAAUUGCAAAGCAAAAAUUGAGAAUCAAAGGAAGAUUUGUGAAGAGCUAA
Blepharisma stoltei is the source of this 441-nucleotide messenger RNA. Lineage: Eukaryota; Ciliophora; Heterotrichea; Heterotrichida; Blepharismidae. The record is from the annotation of a GenBank genome assembly.